Messenger RNA from Chaetomium globosum CBS 148.51, 912 nucleotides. RefSeq lists its product as uncharacterized. Lineage: Eukaryota; Fungi; Ascomycota; Sordariomycetes; Sordariales; Chaetomiaceae. Bases 1 to 912 code for a protein of 303 amino acids. The record is from RefSeq and is a predicted model, not a curated record. The transcript has 2 exons.
AUGUCUGCCGAGGUCGAGAAAGCCACUCAGCAGGCCGAAUCUGCUGGCCCGCCUGUCGCCGCCGCGACUAGCGCCGCAGAGAUUCCGGCACCCCAUUUGCCCCAGAAACAAGACGAGGCCGAACCAGCAGAGCCCCUACCCAGCGGCGGAGUUGGGGGUGCGGUUCCGGACCCGAGCGCGCCGCAGGAAAAGACUGAGCCGACAUCUGCUGAUAAGCCUGCAGAAUCCGGCGAGCCGGCCGCGCUGCCGACGGCACCCGUGGUGGGGGAUUCCGAGCAAACUAACGGCGCCGCCAAACCGGCCGUGGCCGAGCCAGUGGCCGCCGCGGCCGCCGCAGCCGCUGCAGCAGAGACCUCGACAGAACCCGUCCCCGCCACAACCGAAACACCCGGCGCCAACGGCGAAACCAAACCGGCUGAAGACGUUGACAUGGAAGGCAGCGCCCCGGUCGCGGACGCCACCACCGCAACAGACGAAGACAGCACCGCAGCCAAUUCCAAGAAGCGCAACGCCGAAACCGCGCUUGGCCCCGACGCCCACGCCGAGGGCGACGCAGCAGGUGGCAAAAAGGCCAAGACCACCGUCAGCGCGGCGGAGACGGCCACGGCCACGGCCGGGUUCGCCCCUGGCGCCAAGCCGGAGGAGGCCAAGACGGAGGCCAAGACGGAGGCCAAGACGGAGGAGGCAAAAUCACCGGCGGAGACCAACGGCGGCGGAGCUGGAGCCGGGACUGGGGCUGGAGCUGGGGCGAAACCCGCCGACCCUGCUGCCGCCCCACCAGCUCCUCCUGCUCCCCCUGCCAAGAAAGGGGGCCGGCCGAAGAAGCAGCCUGGUAAGGUCGCUGCCGCCGCGGCGGCGCUGAUGGGGAAGACGGCGCGCAAGACGAGGAGCCAGGGGCCGGUGGAGCUCUGA